AUGGCGUUUGGCUUCAAGUCCGUUGCUGAUCGGGGCAUCAACCGGAACACCAGCAAAAACCAAUGGCGAGGAAUUGGUACAACGGCUCGAAUGGUCAGUGGAGGGUUUUCCUUUGACGAUGGUGAACAAGUGCUAGUAUCGGUACAAAAGCCAUUGGGGAUACUGCUGGAGCAAGACGAUGUCGACGAUGAGAACGUGCUUGGGCCCGUGAUAGUGGCAGAAGUGGAUCCGUCGGGGUCAGCAGGACGCGCUGGGGUCCAAGCGGGCGACAUCUUGGUGGCAAUCCAAAACGCCAGCGUCGAGCAACAGUCAUUGGAAUAUGCAAUGGACUUCUUGCAGCAAACGCCGAGGGUCGUCAACUUGAGAUUCAUUCGGCCCUCUAGCUAG
This is a messenger RNA of Seminavis robusta, 387 nucleotides long. NCBI's taxonomy places the organism in Eukaryota, Bacillariophyta, Bacillariophyceae, Naviculales, Naviculaceae. The record is from the annotation of a GenBank genome assembly.